Molecule: messenger RNA, 231 nt
Organism: Dacryopinax primogenitus
Lineage: Eukaryota; Fungi; Basidiomycota; Dacrymycetes; Dacrymycetales; Dacrymycetaceae
Exons: 3
Coding region: 1-231 (76 amino acids)
Source: RefSeq, a predicted model, not a curated record
AUGGUCACCGUAUUCAGGAAGGACGAGCCGGUGCUGUACCGAACUGAUGAUGGCAAAUUCUGGGUUGGCGCGAUCAAGGAGUACCGCAAGUCUUCUGUCGUGGGUGGAGACCUUCUGUACACAUUGUCCUUCCCAGAUGGAACGACUCUUGGCUCGGUACCUUAUAGUUCACUCUGGGUUUAUGAUAAGCGCAUCGCGGUGCAGCAGGGUUCACCACCUGGUGCUCAGUGA